Messenger RNA from Sporisorium graminicola, 216 nucleotides. RefSeq lists its product as uncharacterized. The record is from RefSeq and is a predicted model, not a curated record. Lineage: Eukaryota; Fungi; Basidiomycota; Ustilaginomycetes; Ustilaginales; Ustilaginaceae. The transcript has a single exon. Bases 1 to 216 code for a protein of 71 amino acids.
AUGGUGCCAUCCGUCUCUGACGUGCGAGACGCCAUCGCUUCGAUGAUCGUCAGCAAGGAAGCCAAAGUCACGCCCGACGACAAGACUACUGAAGAUCCUCGCGACUCGAACCUCCACCGCGCCAUUCAUACGCACCCGUACGGUGGUGCUGCCAACCUUCGAGAUGUCUUUACCAACCAAGGUGAGUUUGUUGCUGCUUUCCCUAUUCGAGGCUAG